Messenger RNA from Peniophora sp. CBMAI 1063, 2124 nucleotides. NCBI's taxonomy places the organism in Eukaryota, Fungi, Basidiomycota, Agaricomycetes, Russulales, Peniophoraceae. The record is from the annotation of a GenBank genome assembly.
AUGGCACUACCCAUGCUGAUUAACGGCGCUGAGUGCGGUCUAUCUAAUGGACUGCAGAGUCUGACCAAGAAUCUUGAAAGAGAUCGUGGGUUGCAGCAAGAUUUCUUUGGCGCUGGACGAGCUGGCCCAUCUCGAGAAACCUUUCGUUCUACUCCGGCGCCUGCUCCAGGGCUUGGCCAAGAAGCAGCACAGUUCUUCUCUUCCCAAUCAUCACAUGGACCAGCUUUCCAGCCCGACGCUUUCAACCUUGCCGCAAUACGCGAUGCUAUACCCCAACCUAUCCAACAGUGGACUCAAGGACGACCUCAAAUACAAACUCAUGCACCCACUGCUUCAUGGGCCACGGACUUCCUCGUUCAGGGGAAGACGGCGUCGCCCGUCAAUGUGCAAGCCGCCACUCCUAUUCAACAGCAGCAGGAGCAACAGCGACAAAUGGUUACUUCUCCGGGCCCUUCCACGUAUAUCCAGCCCUACAAUAUGCCCACGAUGAGCAUGAACAUGAAUCAGAUGCACACAUUCUCCCCUCCCGCACAAGCGCAACGAUCAUCACCGGCCGCACAGUUUGAUUCGUCUGCUCUUGAACAGGCAUUUCACACACACGAGACGACCUUCGCUCAACCACAGCCUGUCGCGCAGGAACUCUUGUCCGAGCAGCGGAGACUUGAGGAAGACGAGUUGGCACGCACCGCAGGCCAGAUUGUCGACGCUGUUGGCAGCAAUCCGAAGUUCAAGGAGAGCUCGUUCAUGGGCCUCAUGCGUCAACUUCGAGAUCACGAUGUCGUCGUAUCGGGCAAUGACAUGGUGCCGCGCUCCGAAGCGCAACCGGAAGCUACGACUUCUAAGUCGCGACCUGAGUACGCGUAUCGGCAUCCGUCACAGACAACAUAUCAAGGGCAGACCUUCGCGUCCAGUGGAUUAGCCGUUCCCCAACCAUUAGGCGAGGUGGAUGUAAAGGGGAAGGGUCGACAAGUCGACGUCGACACACCGCCACUCUUACAAGGCGCAUCGACGACCGGUGCGUCCACAUCUGAGAUGGACGCGUACUGGGAGGAGGAGAAUGCGAGCAUGGCGGAGUACUGGGGUGCCCACCAUAAUCGUGCCGAUGCCCAAGCGCGUGCCCGUGCUGCGGAGACGAAGGAAGGAGGCGAAUGGGGACAGUUGCAGGCGGACUGGGAUGCCUUUGAGGCGACUGCGAGCGGGGUCAGGGCUGUAGGGGCGGAAGGACAUGGAUACGACUUCCAAGCGAAUAAUCCGUACCUGCUGGGAUCCAGUACUCGAACGCACGCCAUGCACUCUCAGCACGGUGCCUUCUUCGAGAGCGUGUUGCAACUCGAGGCGUCCGUACAGUGCGAACCGACUAAUGCGCGUGCUUGGUUCGACCUGGGUAUCAAGCAGCAAGAGAAUGAGCGGGAAUCGUUAGCGCUUAGCGCACUCCGUCGGGCGGUGGAGUUGGACCCGGGACACCUUCCGGGAUGGCUUGCGCUCGCGACAGCCAGCACGAACGAGGGUCUUCGUGGCGAGACGGUGCGGGCUGUGCGGGAAUGGAUCGUUCGUAACGAGCGGUACUCGAGCGUCGUAGCGACACAUGGAGGGCCUGGCGAGACGAUGGAAAGCACUGUGCAGUGCCUCAUUGCUAUCGCCCGUGCGGGUGGUGCAGACGUCGACGCCGAUGUCCAAGUCGCAUUGGGCGUGUUGUUGAAUGCGGACGAGGACUAUGAGAAAGCGCGGGACUGCUUCCAUGCCGCAUUGGGUGUACGCCCGGACGACUGGGUGCUGUAUAACCGUGUCGGCGCGACGCUCGCGAAUAGCGGUGCAAGCGAGAACGCCACUGCGUUCUACUACCGCGCUCUCGAACUCAACCCCGCUUACAUCCGUGCACGGUUCAACUUAGGCAUCUCAUGUAUAAAUCUUGGGAGGUACGCCGAGGCAGCGCAGCAUAUCUCGGAUGCCCUUGUAUUGCAAGACGGGGAUGGCGUCGCCGGCGCAGACACUCGAGGCGUGACUAGCGCGUCGCUUUGGGACAGCCUGCGGACGACGUGUCUGCACAUGAAGCGCAUCGACAUGGCUGCACUCUGCGAUCAUCGCGAUCUGGAAGGUAUCCGCCGGGACAUGGCUCAGGCGUAG